GGCAGGCGGUGAUGGAGUCGGAGAUGAAGUUCGACCUGGAUGGAGACGGACUCAUUGAGAACUCUGGAUAUGCAGACCAGACUUAUGAUGGAUGGACAGUGACUGGACCAAGUGCUUAUUGUGGUGGGCUGUGGCUGGCGUCGCUGUGUGUGAUGUGUAAGAUGGCCAUCCUGUUGGACAAUAAGGAGAUGUACCAGCUCUACAGAAGCACACUGGACAAAGGCAGCACUGCAUUCGACAAACUGUUGUGGAACGGCAAGUAUUACAACUAUGACAGCAGUGGGAGGGACCUGUCGAACAGCGUUAUGUCUGACCAGUGUGCUGGACAUUGGUUCCUGAGGGCCUCCGGCUUAGGAGACGGAGAAUUCAAGGCUUUUCCACAGGAGAAGAUCCGCAGUGCGCUGAAGUCCGUGUAUGAACUGAAUGUGAUGAGUUUUGCCGGAGGUCACAUGGGAGCGGUCAAUGGGAUGCGUCCUGAAGGAGUACCGGACCGCUCCAGUGUCCAGUCUGAUGAGGUCUGGAUCGGAGUCGUGUAUGGGCUGGCAGCGACUAUGAUCCAUGAGGGUAUGUUGACCGAAGGCCUGCGUACGGCUGAAGGCUGUUACCGGACUGUGUGGGAACAGCUGGGCAUGGCCUUCCAGACUCCUGAGGCCUACUGUGAGAAGAGCAUCUACCGCUCUCUGGCCUACAUGAGGCCGCUGAGCAUCUGGGCCAUGCAGCUGGCCCUGAACGCCUCACAGAGGGACCAGACCACUUUGGCUUCAACUGGAACCACAGACCAGGACCAGGCAGUACAAGCUCAGAAAGAAGACCAGAGCUAGGACCGGAGCCACCUGACAGACUGUCUAUCCUGUGCUGCUUUAUCUGAUCGACUGAAGACUUUUCCACAUUUUCUGUUGUUUGACAGAGUUGUGGUGGUUGGAGAAGAACUCCUGUAGAUCAUAAUGUUGUCAGAUGAUGGGUCUGAAGAGCAAACGCUCCUGAUUUACAACAUUAGUCGCUUUUCCAUUGGACGUCUGCACGAAACUUUACCGAUAUUUAUUAAGUGUGGAAAAAACAAAAGUGUGUAAUGUCGAUUUUUCCAUUAAAUCACAAAUGCGAUGAUUU
This is a messenger RNA of Sphaeramia orbicularis (orbiculate cardinalfish), 1107 nucleotides long. RefSeq names its product non-lysosomal glucosylceramidase-like. The transcript is spliced from 5 exons. Bases 12 to 821 code for a protein of 269 amino acids. Gene Ontology annotation, molecular function: beta-glucosidase activity. The record is from RefSeq and is a predicted model, not a curated record. Lineage: Eukaryota; Metazoa; Chordata; Actinopteri; Kurtiformes; Apogonidae. Gene Ontology annotation, biological process: central nervous system development; carbohydrate metabolic process.